AAAAUAAUAAUAAGAGGAAACGAAGAUGUCCUCUUUAUUCUCCGCAUACCACAGCUUGGCCCUCCGCCAUUCCUUCACCAGAUUAUUGACUCUGACCCCCAUCUCUCUCUAGAUAUCUUUCCCUCUUUCUAUUUUCCGUCAGAUCUCUCCAAACCCAUUUAUCAAAAUCCUCCAGUUAACCACCAAUGACGCUUGGCUCAGGGGGAUCGAGUGUCGUGGUGCCUCGGAACUUCAGAUUGCUGGAGGAGCUUGAGCGUGGAGAAAAAGGUAUUGGAGAUGGUUCUGUAAGCUAUGGAAUGGAUGAUGGAGAUGAUAUUUACAUGCGCUCUUGGACUGGCACCAUAAUUGGUCCUCACAAUACUGUACAUGAAGGUCGAAUCUAUCAGCUGAAGUUGUUCUGUGAUAAAGAUUAUCCAGAGAAGCCUCCAACUGUCCGUUUUCAUUCGAGGAUCAACAUGACUUGUGUUAACCAUGAAACUGGAAUGGUGGAACCAAAGAAGUUCGGACUUCUUGCAAAUUGGCAAAGGGAGUAUACCAUGGAGGAUAUACUGACACAGCUGAAGAAGGAAAUGGCAGCCCCCUAUAACCGGAAGCUGGUACAACCUCCCGAGGGUACCUACUUCUAGCUUGCAAGGCCAUAAAUAUAUAUUUAUAUAGAUAUGCUGGAUCUAACUGGAUUCGCGGUAUGCAAUUAUAUAGUUUGUACUGUUUGUUGAUCCUGUUUAAGGUAAAGAACAUACAACUGGGGAAUCCCUGUCCCAAUUACUUUUCCUUGUCCCCAUUUUCGUUAUCCUAUUUUGUCAAACUAUGUUGAAGGGAUGCUGUUUGAUUAAUGGGAUUUUAUCCGUGUGUCCAACUUUUUACUUUAUAUGUCAAUUGCAUAAAAUACUUUAGCUUUGGACACACUA
Messenger RNA from Hibiscus syriacus, 908 nucleotides. Its product is annotated as ubiquitin-conjugating enzyme E2 variant 1D-like. Gene Ontology annotation, biological process: protein K63-linked ubiquitination; DNA damage tolerance. NCBI's taxonomy places the organism in Eukaryota, Viridiplantae, Streptophyta, Magnoliopsida, Malvales, Malvaceae. Bases 186 to 626 code for a protein of 146 amino acids. The record is from RefSeq and is a predicted model, not a curated record. The transcript has 4 exons. Gene Ontology annotation, cellular component: nucleus.